CGUGUAUAACGAUAACCAGUUAGCAAGUUGGAAAUUUCCGAGUUCCCUCUAGCAUAUGAACAUGGCAUAAAGCCAGCCAGCCACAUCAACGUAGUUCUGACAACAAGUCGUCGACUGCUUGCACUUUUGGAUGUAUUUUUUACUAGCUAAAUCCACAGAUGAAUAGCCUGUCGUAACAUCAAAUACAUUGUUUUACAACUAUAAAUGAAUGUUAAAACAUCAAGAUCGAUGUCAUGGAAUAGUCAGUCGUCUGUUGUUUUGAAGUAGCUAGCCUAGCGUUAAGGCUGGGUGUGUAAUGUCAGCUAGCUACGACGACUUUAGCAGUUAGCUACGUUUUUCAAAGGAAAAGAGGUUGCUACCGUUAACUAGCGAAUAUAAACCGCAUACUGGGUUGCCUGACGUUAGUUCGCUAGGCUAGUUAUCUAAAACGUUAAUCGGUUGGUUUUCUGUUAUUCCUUUGGAUGCGGAAGAUGGCCCAGUCACCGGUUGCGGUGCAAGUGCCUGGGAUGCAGAACAGCCGGACGGACCCUGAGGAGCUGUUCACCAAGCUGGAGCGUAUUGGGAAGGGCUCCUUCGGCGAGGUGUUCAAGGGCAUCGACAACCGUACCCAGAAUGUGGUGGCCAUCAAGACCAUAGACCUGGAGGAGGCUGAGGAUGAGAUGGAGGACAUCCAGCAGGAGAUCACCGUGCUCAGCCAGUGUGACAGCCCCUACGUCACCAAGUACUACGGCUCCUACCUCAAGGGCAGUAAACUAUGGAUCAUUAUGGAGUACCUUGGUGGUGGCUCAGCUCUGGACCUGCUGCGAGCAGGGGCAUUUGACGAGUUUCAGAUUGCGACCAUGCUGAAGGAGAUCUUGAAGGGUCUGGACUACCUCCACUCCGAGAGGAAGAUUCACAGGGACAUCAAAGCGGCCAACGUGCUCCUGUCCGAGUGUGGCGAAGUGAAGCUGGCAGACUUUGGCGUGGCGGGCCAGCUGACAGACACCCAGAUCAAACGGGAGACGUUCGUGGGCACGCCAUUCUGGAUGGCCCCUGAGGUCAUCCAACAGUCUGCCUAUGACUCCAAGGCUGAUAUUUGGUCUCUGGGCAUCACUGCCAUCGAGCUGGCCAAGGGUGAACCUCCCAACUCAGACAUGCACCCCAUGCGGGUCCUCUUCCUCAUACCAAAGAACACCCCACCCACCCUCAGUGGAGACUUCUCCAAGACCUUCAAAGAGUUUAUAGACUCCUGCCUCAACAAAGACCCUUCAUUUAGGCCAACAGCUAAGGAGCUUCUGAAGCACAAGUUCAUAGUGAAGAAUGCCAAGAAGACGUCCUACCUCACUGAGCUGAUAGACCGGUUGAAACGCUGGAAAGCUGAGGGACACAGUGACGGAGACUCCAGCUCUGAAGACUCUGACUCGGAGUCCAGCAACAAGGAGAAUGACUCCUCCCAGCCAGGCUGGUCCUUUACUACUGUUCGCAAGAAGAAAGAUCCAAAUAAUGUGUCCAAUGGAACGGACCAAGGCCUCCUGAAGAAGUCUGCCAGCUUGACCACACUGAUCGCCCCGGUAUUCACUGAGCUGCAGCGCAGGGAUGGACAGAUGAAGGGAGGGAUAGAGGAGCUGGAGAAAAACCUCCACAUGGCUGAGGACAUCUGCCCUGGAGUCACAGACAAGAUGGUCAACCGGAUCAUCGACAAGUUCCAGAGAUUUUCUGUGAGUUAGUGGCUUGUGGAGGGCAGGUUUAGACGCUUGAUGAGGACCACGCCUCCAGAGUGCAUCAUCAGGCUCUAUGCCUUUUCCCAUCAUCCCCCAUUCCUUUUCCCACCAUCCUCCAUGCCUCUCCUCUGAUCAGCCCCCACCAGGACCAUUGGAUGCAGGGAAAGAGGGAGGACUCCUGCUGUGCACACUCACUGAUCUUAUAACCAAAAAUGUUAUUUUUUAUUUGUCUGUAUAUUUGUUGAAAUAUGUUUAUGCUAUUUUAUUUAACCCCUUUUAAAAGUAGGCUCAAGCGUGUUACUGUUAUAUUAGUCAAUAGUAUUUUAGUUUUGUAAUAUUUUAAGUCUUUUUUUUAAAUGUUAUUAUAAGGACGUAACAUCAAUCUUCUGCUGAGCAUAAGACGUCUACUUAAGUCAGAUAUUAAGGAUAGUUUAGUUUUCAAUUUUGAGUUCAUUUUUUUACUGCUACUAAAAAUGUUUAAGUAGCUAUAUUGUAGAUGUUCAGUGUACUGCACUUGUUUCUGAUGUCUAGCUUACCAUCUUCAUGUCACUUGUAGCAUUUAGAAACCUGCUGUUUGGAGAACUGCAUAUCUAGUCAAACCACAGGAGUUCAAUACCUCUGCUGAGAGCAGUCCGUGGGUGGGGGGAAAGGCUCAGACCAGUGGAUGUCUGUAAACGGAAACUUCUGUUCGGUGACAAUUGGAAAGGGGGUCACUUGUUUUGGGCAUUAGGAAAGACCGUAUCGGAAAUGGGAAGACUUUGCUGUGCAAAAGAUGUAUCACGCUCCCUCUCAUUCCAAAAGAUACAAAUCAUAUCUAUCUUAGGGGAUCUUAGCUCGAGAAGGGCAAUCCUAUUGGAGGCUUUGGAGAUCUACUUUUGAAGGAAAUAUGCACUGCACACACUUUGAUGGGGAUGCAGCUUUUUCUAAAUACGCUUGCUAGUUUAUUUCCCUACUUAGACUAGAUCUCAAGGGAGACGGGGGACUUUUCUGUCUUAAAGACACUAUGCUCUCCCUCUACCAAAAAUACUUGACAAGUGCUCAAGUGAAAUGGCAAUGUGGGUAUUGUAAUGUUUGAAACAUUUUGGUCUGAGUCCUUGAGCACUCUACUGGGAGUCGUGUCCUUUUGAACAAAUCCCAAAUAAAGAUUUUCUUGAGAAUGUUAUCAGCCAAGCUCAGACACAUACAUACAAAAGGGUGCCAUCUUUGGUGUGGUGGUGACAGAGCCCCUUUUGGAAGGGAGGAAGUAUGCCAACUUAACAUCCAAUGGUGCCUAAUACUUAAAUCGUAGUGAUAUUCUCUAUUUAAUUGUGGUCAUGUAUCAUCGAAUGCAUUAAAUAGUAAUAAUAAGUUUGUGAAGGCAAUAAUGCAUUUGAUCAUUGCAUAUUUUUGUAUUUCCUCAUCAAUUACAUGCAGAUGGAAAACAAGAUUUUUUUUUAUAUUUCUGUAUCUGAACUUUAUAAAAGAAACUGUUGACUUAGCUUUACAGGAAGCUGUCAAAUGUAUAUAUUGGAUAGUCUUUGCUUCAAUCGUUGCAAAAUUCAUUUUGGUUUGGUUUUGAAAAUAAAUAUUUAAAUUAUG
Oncorhynchus mykiss (rainbow trout) is the source of this 3278-nucleotide messenger RNA. Its product is annotated as serine/threonine-protein kinase 26. Gene Ontology annotation, molecular function: protein serine/threonine kinase activity; ATP binding. The record is from RefSeq and is a predicted model, not a curated record. Gene Ontology annotation, biological process: protein phosphorylation; negative regulation of cell migration. Gene Ontology annotation, cellular component: cytoplasm; Golgi apparatus. Lineage: Eukaryota; Metazoa; Chordata; Actinopteri; Salmoniformes; Salmonidae.